Messenger RNA from Argentina anserina (silverweed cinquefoil), 845 nucleotides. RefSeq names its product vesicle transport protein GOT1. Lineage: Eukaryota; Viridiplantae; Streptophyta; Magnoliopsida; Rosales; Rosaceae. Gene Ontology annotation, biological process: endoplasmic reticulum to Golgi vesicle-mediated transport; retrograde transport, endosome to Golgi. The transcript is spliced from 6 exons. The record is from RefSeq and is a predicted model, not a curated record. The coding region runs from base 174 to 548 and encodes 124 amino acids.
UCUCGACUCCCUUCAAACUCUUUCCUCUUCAAACAGUUGGCGCACUCAAUUUACAAUCUUCCGCGUUGAGCGAUUCGAUGCAAUUUGGGUCAUUUCACUUUGUUCCGAUCUUCUUUCCCCCCAUAUUGCCGCUUGUGCUCUUCGCUAGUCAUCGUCGACUAUAAUUUUCCCAGAUGGCUUAUGAAUUGACCGAACAAAAAAAGGUUGGUUUGGGUCUGCUUGGGUUUGGCAUCUUGUUCGCAUUUCUGGGUGUGAUACUUUUCUUCGACAGAGGUUUGCUUGCUCUUGGGAAUAUAUUUUGGUUAAGUGGGGUGGCCCUUUUACUUGGUUGGCGUUCGACAGUCAAUGUCUUCACUAGCAGACACAACGUCAAGGGUUCUGCAUCUUUUCUGAUUGGUCUCUUUUUCCUUUUUGUUCGGUGGCCAAUCCUUGGCAUGAUCUUGGAACUAUAUGGUUGUCUUGUUCUCUUUGGGGGUUUUUGGCCAACUGUUAAGGUCUUCCUCUGUGAAAUUCCAUUUGUGGGAUGGGUAAUACGAUAUUUGUUCUGAAGAAGAUCACUACAGCGGUCAAGUCUUGUCAUAAAAACUCUGCACUGCAAAGACUUUUUACCAUAAGAAAAAUGUAACUUUUUCUUGGGGUAUGUAUGAUUGGGUUUAGGUAAUUGUGGAAUAUACUGUGGCAAGAAGUUGUAUCCUCAGAAUUGGUAUAGAAGAACGUACAGUAGGGUAUUCAUAUAACAUGCUUUGCUUCUCAGAAAAGUAGGUCUGUGAUUUUUUUUUUUGCUAGAAAGCUAAUGUCAUCUGUUCAUAUGGAAAAUAUAAGCUGGUCUGUUUUUUUUUUUUGUU